AUGGUGUCCAUUACAACGGAAUAUAUCUGCGUCGGAGGCAAUAGACAUCCGGCUGCGGCGGACUGGCACAAACAGUCUGGCCUCGUCGCAUAUGGAGCAGACAACAAUGUUGCACUUUGGGAUCCUGCAGACCGACAUAAUCGCGGCGUGCACGCUAUCUUAGCUGGCCACACAGACAAAGUCAAUGUGGUGAAGUUUCACUCGCUACGAAACGCAGAUUCGAAACGUCCGCUGUUGAUUACAGGCUCGGUUGAUCGAACACUAAGGAUCUGGGUGCCUAGCGAGUCAAGUCCGCUGACUUUUACACUCGCGGCCACGUUACAAGGGCAUGAAAAUUCGAUCAAUUGUAUCGCCGUCGCCGAAAAUUCAGAUGUCUUUGUUUCUGGAGCAGCAGAUGGAACGAUAAAGGCUUGGAAGAUUACGGAAGAAGCUGGGAAAGGGAUACAAGCUAGUCUACUGGAAUCUGUCACGGUCAAGCCUCGUUUCUUCCCCCUCACAGUGGCGUUAAGGAAGCUUAAUCCAGGUACUACCAGCGGAGGGCUCAUGCUAGCUGUGGGAGGUACGAGAAGCACUGUUCAAAUUUACGUUGCGCAAGAUAUAAAUGAGGCCCACUUUGAGUUGAAAGCCACUUUGACGGGACAUGAAGGGUGGAUAAGAGCUCUUGCUUUCACAAGUACCGAUCUGCCGGGAUCGCAAGAUUUCCUGCUCGCAUCAGCCAGUCAAGACAAAUAUAUCCGCUUAUGGAGGGUGCAUCCAGGACUUGCAGCUAUUCCAGCAGUACGAAAUGCAGAAGAUGCAAUUUUGGGAGGCAUGGAACAGGCCUUAUCGAACAAGGCGCAUACCUUUGAUGCAGCGGGAACCACCUAUACUGUCACAUUUGAAGCUUUGCUUUUUGGCCAUGAAGAUUGGGUAUAUUCUAUUUCAUGGCAUCCAAAUCCUCAAAAGCUUCAGUUGAUGUCUUCAUCGGCUGAUAAUUCUUUGGUGAUAUGGGAGUCUGAUCCGGUAUCGGGGGUCUGGUUUUCUGGGUCCAGGAUGGGAGAAAUAAGUGUCCAGAAGGGAUCCACAACUGCCACUGGCAGCGCUGGAGGAUUUUGGAUUGGGCUUUGGUCCCCAGAUGGGGACGUUGUUAUAAGCUUGGGCCGAACCGGUAGUUGGAGAUCCUGGAGAUACGAUACCGAUGCAGAUGCAUGGGUGCAGAUACUAGGCAUUACCGGGCAUGUGAGAGCGGUCAAUGACAUUGUCUGGGAACCGAGUGGUGGAUAUCUCCUAUCCACAAGCGCGGAUCAGACGACAAGGUUGCAUGCUAGUUGGAAGCACAAUGGCUACCAUUCCUGGCAUGAGUUUUCGCGGCCGCAAAUUCACGGAUAUGAUUUGAAUUGCAUUGCCUCCCUUGGUCCGACAAGGUUCGUAUCUGGUGCCGAUGAGAAACUUCUGCGGGUAUUUAAUGAGACAAAAUCAAUCGCACAGCUGCUGGAACGGCUGUCCGGUUUUGCACAGUCAUCCACAGAAGACAUGGCCGAAGCUGCUAAUAUUCCGGUUCUUGGGCUCUCGAAUAAGGCAGUGGAUGAUGCUGAUGCUGAUGCUGAGCAUGAGGGUGAGGGUGAGGAGAACGGAACGGAAGGCGAAGCGCCAUUGCAGGCAGUUCAGUUAGAUCCCGAUCGUCCUCCGCUGGAAGAUCAUCUAGCCAGACACACGCUAUGGCCAGAGCAUGAAAAAUUAUAUGGUCACGGCUAUGAAAUCUCAGCUGUUGCAGCUACUAAUGACCGGUCUCUUAUCGCCACUGCGUGCAAAGCUAGCUCCAUAGAUCACGCAGUUAUUCGCCUAUACGAUACCCAAACAUGGCGCGAGAUACGCCCGCCACUCACGGCGCAUUCAUUGACGAUAACCUCUCUUCGUUUUUCAUAUGAUGAUCGAUAUCUCUUGAGUGUCGGACGUGAUCGGCAAUGGGCUGUCUUUGAGCGUGAUUUCACGGAUAAAUCUUUAUAUCGUCCUUUUAGUUCGAAUCUCAAAGCGCACUCGCGGAUGAUACUUAGUGCGAGUUGGGCACCGCACCCAACAACCAGCGUUUUUGCAACUGCUGGCCGAGAUAAAUCGGUUAAAGUAUGGGCUCAGGAAGGCACAGCUUUUGUGUGCAAGUCCAGCAUCCCCAUUGCUCGUCCGGUUACCGCGAUUGACUUCCUACCCACAGUCCUUGAUGGUAGGUUGUCUUUGGCUGUUGGAGACGACUCCGGGGAGGUUAGCAUCCAUGAUAUUGCUAUAGAUAGCUUCACACCUGGGUCGCAGGUGACUAUACCCAAGCAUCAAAGCCCAUCCAAAGGUAUUUUGCAAUUGGCAUGGCGACCAAUAUCUACGUCGAAUGAAAAGAAGCCUGGAUACCAGCUUGCUGUCGCAAGUGACGAUUCUUCGGUCCGGCUAUACAACAUUGAUGACGUUCCACGUUAAGACAGCGUUUUUGGGUCCCUUCUUGGUUAAA
Coccidioides posadasii C735 delta SOWgp is the source of this 2473-nucleotide messenger RNA. RefSeq lists its product as uncharacterized. NCBI's taxonomy places the organism in Eukaryota, Fungi, Ascomycota, Eurotiomycetes, Onygenales, Onygenaceae. The record is from RefSeq and is a predicted model, not a curated record. Gene Ontology annotation, molecular function: sequence-specific DNA binding; DNA-binding transcription factor activity; protein binding. Gene Ontology annotation, biological process: regulation of DNA-templated transcription; tRNA wobble uridine modification. Gene Ontology annotation, cellular component: elongator holoenzyme complex.